Molecule: messenger RNA, 2793 nt
Organism: Linderina pennispora
Lineage: Eukaryota; Fungi; Kickxellomycota; Kickxellomycetes; Kickxellales; Kickxellaceae
Product: Nramp-domain-containing protein
Exons: 12
Coding region: 1-2793 (930 amino acids)
Biological process (GO): metal ion transport
Cellular component (GO): membrane
Molecular function (GO): RNA binding; cadmium ion transmembrane transporter activity; manganese ion transmembrane transporter activity
Source: RefSeq, a predicted model, not a curated record
AUGGUCACAGUCUCGGGUAUUCCUGCCGAGGUGGACUAUCUUAUGGACGAAAUCGACAAGCCGGUAUACGACGAGUAUCGCAACAGCCUGAACAGACUGCUGUUCCAUGGGGUGGGUGAUUCGUGGAACGAAGACAAGACCGAGGACCGGCACCGUAGGAUCCCCGGCGUAUUCGCGGUCGCGCUCCAGCCCCGCACGCGUAGUCGGUCGCGCAGCCGGUCGCGCAGCCGGUCGGGCAGUCGACGCUACCGAAGCAGAUACUACGGCGACGAUGACGACGACAUCGAGCGGCGGUACGGCAGCAGAUAUGGCGACGACGACGAUGACCGGUAUUACCGUCGGUCGAGCCGGUAUAGCGAUGAUCGGAGCGAAUAUAGGCGGCCAUCGAGCCGGCGGCAGUCACGGUCGCCAUCGCGGUCGAAUGAGCGCCGGCGCAGUUCCAAUGCAACGCGAUCUCCGUCGCCGGCGGUGGACGAUGCUGAUCGGGACCUGCGCACAGUGUUUGCGAUGCAGCUGUCGGCAAACCUGACGCGGCGCGACCUGAUGGAAUUCUUCGCCAAGGCGGGGCGUGUGCGUGAUGCGCAUAUAGUGUCCGACAAGGGGUCACGGCGGUCACGCGGUGUCGCCUACCUCAGCAACGAGCGGCUGCUGGGCGUGCCGAUUAUUGUGCAGCCGUCGGAGGCCGAGAAGAACCGUCAGGCGUCGCUGAAGCAGUACAGUGCGGCGGGCGUGCCGAUGAACCGGACCACGCCGAUCAACAGCAUGAUCCACGUCGACGGACUGGUGGUCAACAUGGAGUCGAGUGAUCUGCGCAUGAUCUUUGAGCAGUUCGGGCCUGUGGUCCACUGCCGCGUCAUGCAGGCACGCGAUGCCAAGGGCGAUUAUGCGUCGGCGACAGUUGCGCAGCUGGCAGCCGAAAAAAUGAAUGGCUUUGAUCUGGUUGGAUCGAGCCUGCGCGAGACGCUGGCGCGCAGCGAGCUACUGUGCCCGCGGCUCGACUCUACUGCGCCUGGCACCCCUGCAGAGACGGAAAGUGCUAUCAGCCAACGUGGGUCGAAGGACCUGAGCGACGACGUGCGUGACGAGUGCGUAAAGUACGGCCGGGUCGAGCGAGUGUUUGUGGAUCGCGAGUCGUGCGGCAAUAUCUAUCUCAAGUUUGCCGACGAGGAAGCGGCGGAGCUGGCGCGCAAGGCCAUGAACCACCGGUGGUUUGGCGGGCGACAGGUGGUUGCGCAGUUCAUUCCGGUAGAGCGCUUCGAGGACGCUGUGUCACUCAGUGGCAGCAGAGUGUGCGGCACAGAAAGCGUCGAGCCGGCCACUGUCGCGACCCCACAGAUUUUUAAGGACGCAGACACGGAGACACAGCCGUUGUUGGGUGCACGCGAACAAAGUGGUGGCUAUAGCACAGCACUCUCGCGCGAGUUCACCGUUGGCCCAAACAGCAGCGACUCCGAGGAGAGCGAGAGCGAGCGCGAGUACGAGGCCGUAGACAUUGGCUUGUACGAGGAUACGUUUUCGUUCCGCAAGCUGUUGAGGUUCGCGGGACCUGGGUUCGCAAUCGACCUGCACUGCGGCGCAGUAGCUGGGUACAAGCUGAUCUGGCUCCUGUUCCUUACCCAUGCCCUGGGCCUGUACAUUCAGACGCUUUCAGCGCGCAUUGGCACAGUGACGGGCAAGAACCUUGCACAGCACUGCCGCAUGCGGUUCGGUAAGCGCAUCAGGAUCCCCCUGUGGCUUGUGUGCGAGCUGGCAAUCAUCGGCUCGGAUAUCCAGGAAGCCAUUGGCACGGCUAUCGCCCUGUACUUGCUGUUUGGGAUCCAGGUGUGGGCAGGGAUCCUGCUGGCUGCUGUGCUGAGCUAUGUGAUUCUGGGGAUCCAGAAAUUCGGCGUGCGCAAGGUCGAGGCUCUGUUUGUGGCCAUGAUUGCGGUGUUCUUGGCCAAGCCCGACAUUCGCCAGAUCGCCAAGGGCUUUCUGGUCCCAGGCAUCCCGCGCAACGCAACUGUGCAGGCCGUCGGCAUUGUAGGCGCGGUGAUCAUGCCGCAUAAUCUGUUUCUGCACUCGGCGCUGGUCGGCACUCGGCGGAUCAAGCGGACGCGCGGCGUGCGCAGCAAGAGCAUCCGGGAGGCGAACUUUUACAACACCAUCGAGUCGGCCAUCGCCCUCCUUUUCUCAUUCAUAAUCAACGCGACCAUCCUGGUCGUGUUUGCCAACAUCUACAACACAGGCAGGCGUGCCCUGGACGACGAGCAUCUGCCGGGUCUCAUUGACGCGGCCGAUCUGCUGGGCCGCGCCUUUGGGCCAAUCGGCCCGCUGCUGUGGGCCAUCGGCUUGCUGUCGUCGGGCCAGAGCUCCACGGCCACAGGCACGAUGGCCGGGCAGUACCUGAUGGAGGGCAUGAUGGAUCUAAGGAUAAGCCCGUGGCUGCGCAUGCUGGUGACGCGCUCCGUGUCGCUUGUGCCCACCAUGCUCGUUGGCACCCUGGCGAGCUCGUAUCUGGACCAGUUCGACGAGUGGCUGAAUGUCCUGCAGAGCCUUGCGCUGCCGUUUGCGCUAAUCCCGACGCUAAAGCUGGCAGAGAGCAAAAGCGUCAUGGGAGCCGAGUUUGCGACGCUCAGGUGGUGGAGGCGCUUUGGAUGGGUGGCGGCCGCAGCCAUUAUUGCUUUGAAUAUCUAUUUGCUGCUGCCGAUAGUGAGCGAGGUGGCCACGCGCGGAGUGACCGCGGCCGUUGCUGCGUACGGCAUGUUUGCUCUGUAUAUGUCAUUUGUCGCAGUGCUGACGUUUUGCGAAAGCUGA